Didymodactylos carnosus is the source of this 364-nucleotide messenger RNA. Lineage: Eukaryota; Metazoa; Rotifera; Eurotatoria; Philodinida; Philodinidae. The record is from the annotation of a GenBank genome assembly.
AUGUCUGUCGCACAUUAUUAUCUUAAUACUAGUCAAUUACCAAAUGAUGUUUUAUCAUACACGGAUCAAGAUUUUUAUAAUUUUGUUGAAAUGUUCCUCGGAAAAUUACAUGCCCGUUUGCUUUCAUACCUGCACAUUAGUAGUGUACCAUGUUAUCUUUUAACUGAAAAUCCAUGUGCCAUUUUAACACUUGAUAUUGAUGAUGAAGUUUUGGAACAAUUGAGCCAAGAAACAUGUAUUAAAUUGAAAAACAAUCAAUUGAUAGUGAAACCUGGUGUCGAAAACAGUUUUAAAUGUUUAAAAGAAUUAUUGAAAAAAAAAAUUGAAGAACAUAUGAAGACAACAAAACGAAACAUUAAGCAAC